AUGAACCAGGAAAUGCGAACACUUGCAGACAGAUUUGUCGAGCUUGAGCUGGACAACAUGCGAGCAAGGUCGCGGCAGGUCCAGUUGCACGAAAAUAAGCCCUGGUCAUCUCUCGGAGGAGGUAUUCACGUUUCCCACGAGCUCGGCGGGUACUUUUUCUUGCCUAACGACGUCUCGACCCCGUUACCUGAUGAAAGAAAGCAUUAUGAGGGUUCCCUAAACGCACGACACAACAAUCUGCAAUCAUCGAUUCAAUCAUUGUCAGACCACCAGCUUUUGGCCCUUCACGAUUUCCUGGAUCAGGAGAUUGACAAUGACGCGUCUGAGGACGAGCUUCCGAUUAUAACAAGUGAUUACUUCGAGUUCGUGAACAACAGAAAGCCCAAGGGCCAAGUCCAAUCGAUCCGCAACGGCCUCUGGCUAAAAGAGAAGGUCCGAAAACACACCCACUUGUCGUCCCCAAUCAAGCAUGUUAUCUUGCUGACCUCCGCAAAACAGGCUCAACAUGUUGCACAGAUCAAGCUGUCGACAUUCCAUGCCUCCCCAUUUCUUGCCAGCGAGUGUUUCAGCGUCAUCCUUGUCAACCUUGGUAUUACAGGGAAAGAUGUAUCAGUGUCAGAGAGGUCGAUGUGGCCACAAUGGACUGGCUUCGAUGCCUUUGUGAGACAAGCAGAUGCGAGCUAUACCUCCAUGACAGUUUUGAAGAACCAUGGUUGGACGUCAGCUCAGGAACACUAUCUUGCCAGAAUCAACAAGGUCCUUCAGUCUCAGCCCCCACCGCCGCGCAAGGCUGUGGCUACCUUCUAUCAGACGUGGCUUCGGGAUCUCAAUGCCCAGAAAGACGUUUGGGUGUACAAAAUUGUCGAGCCUAGCCAAGCGAUUAACAGCUCAGAAAGCUAG
Messenger RNA from Colletotrichum destructivum, 900 nucleotides. RefSeq lists its product as uncharacterized. The record is from RefSeq and is a predicted model, not a curated record. The coding region runs from base 1 to 900 and encodes 299 amino acids. Lineage: Eukaryota; Fungi; Ascomycota; Sordariomycetes; Glomerellales; Glomerellaceae. The transcript has a single exon.